GCUGAUUCAUUGGUCAACUCUUCGUAUUUCGCGUAUGUUUGGGAAUGUGUUUAAACAUUUAAUAAAUAAUCGCAAAUAUCCGGAAUUAUUUUGUGCCAAUUAUUUUAAAAUUAAGAAGAAAUGGCCACGUUAAAAUCGGAUUUAGACGAUUAUUUACUUCAAAAUGAAAGCCGUCGAAGUUAUAAAUUCAAUUUACCCUUUUCGACGUCGAACUUUUUUACCAGAAGUAAUGAGGAAACUCCUACCAGCACGAGCACUACAGCCUCUUGGUUUGAAGAAGUACAGAAGGAAUAUUUCACACUGACUCGAACACAGCGGUUUAUGGGCUUCGGUAUCUGUUUAUUCUUUGGCAUCCUAUGUUUCAUAUUGUCAUUUUUGUAUAUACCUAUUCUUCUACUACAAGCAAGGAAGUUUGCAUUGUUGUUUACUCUGGGAAGUCUCUUUUUUAUUUUUAGUUUCAGUUUUCUAUGGGGGCCUUGGUCACACCUCAAAUCUCUAUUUUCAAAGGAGAAAGCAUUAACAACAUGUCUGUAUGGCUCAACUCUAAUUGCCACUUUGUAUUGUGCAUUGCACCUACAAAGUACACCGUUGACAGUCAUCUGUGCUGUGGGUCAAGUGCUGGCAUUGCUUUGGAUGAUGAUGGGAUCAAUUCCGGGUGGUGCAUCUGGAGCAAGAUUGUUUGGAAGCGUGUUUAAAUCAUCCGUGUCCAACACGCUACCCAUAUAACACAGAUUUUAUAGUUUUCUACAUGGAUUAGCUAAUAUGUUGGAACUCCAAUUGCCUAUUAGAUUUGCCAUACUCCUAAAUGCUGCUAAUUCACAUAAGAAUGGAUGUGGUUAAUGUGACCUCUUUCAUAGGUACUUAAUACCUUGACUGAAUUUAUGAAACUUUCAAUGAAUCUUAUAUACUGUAAACAAACUGUUUUAUAAUUAUUUAUCAUGUUCUUUACACAAUUACUAUUUAUUAAUUGAAUAUAUUAGUCUGUGGCUUAUGUGAUAAUAAAAAUUGGUGCUGAUGGCAUUAUAGGAUACUUUAAUUUAACUUUUAAUCUUUAUUUUAAUGUAAAAAGCGCAAUUAUUAACUUAGACUUAAAUAUUUUAUCAAAUAUUUUGUAUUAAUAUGUAAUAAUUUAGUACUAUUAUUACAUUUGUAUCUAUUAUGCUCAGUUUAAAAAAAUUAUAAAACAUCAUUAUAAUGGUAAUAUUUUAUUUCUUUACAAUUUAAAUGCAGAAUUAUACUUGUUUUUUCUCAUUUUAAGUAAUAUUAUAAUUAAAAUGUACAUAAAUA
This is a messenger RNA of Pieris napi, 1287 nucleotides long. Its product is annotated as protein transport protein sft2. The transcript has 3 exons. Gene Ontology annotation, cellular component: membrane. Gene Ontology annotation, biological process: vesicle-mediated transport. Bases 121 to 726 code for a protein of 201 amino acids. NCBI's taxonomy places the organism in Eukaryota, Metazoa, Arthropoda, Insecta, Lepidoptera, Pieridae. The record is from RefSeq and is a predicted model, not a curated record.